Molecule: messenger RNA, 1739 nt
Organism: Aspergillus saccharolyticus JOP 1030-1
Lineage: Eukaryota; Fungi; Ascomycota; Eurotiomycetes; Eurotiales; Aspergillaceae
Gene: fgaCat
Product: catalase easC
Exons: 3
Coding region: 157-1662 (501 amino acids)
Biological process (GO): hydrogen peroxide catabolic process; response to hydrogen peroxide
Cellular component (GO): mitochondrion; cytoplasm; peroxisome
Molecular function (GO): catalase activity; heme binding
Source: RefSeq, a predicted model, not a curated record
CUACCAGUGACUGUCUACUUGCGCAGCCUGCUACAUCUACCUCGUACUACUCUUCAUUCUGUUUUCGUGUGGUUCUGCCUUUCCCCUCUUUGAGGAUCAUAGAUUCAUAUUUCGGUCAAUACUAGAAUUUCGUCUGCCACAACACAAUCGUCCAUCAUGGGUAAAGAAAACGAGCCUAAGACCUACCGCUACAAUGAAACCCCCAUUUACACGACCUCCAAUGGCUGUCCAGUCAUGGAUCCCCAGGCCGCUCAGCGAGUAGGUCGCAACGGUCCGCUGCUCCUCCAAGACUUCCACUUGAUCGACCUCCUCUCCCACUUCGACCGAGAGCGCAUUCCGGAGCGGGUGGUGCACGCCAAGGGUGCGGGCGCCUAUGGAGAGUUCGAGGUCACCGACGACAUCAGCGACAUCACGGUUAUUGACAUGCUCAAGGGUGUGGGCAAGAAGACCAAGUGCUUCACUCGCUUUUCCACCGUCGGAGGCGAGAAGGGCUCCGCCGACAGCGCGCGGGAUCCCCGUGGCUUUGCCAUCAAAUUCUACACCGAUGAGGGUAACUGGGACUGGGUCUUCAACAACACCCCGGUCUUCUUCCUUCGCGAUCCUGCCAAGUUCCCCAUCUUCAUUCACACCCAGAAGCGCAACCCUCAAACCAAUCUCAAGGAUGCCACGAUGUUCUGGGACUACCUGUCCACCCACCAUGAGGCCGUUCACCAAGUCAUGCACCUCUUCAGCGAUCGCGGUACCCCUUACUCCUACCGGCACAUGAACGGCUACUCCGGCCACACUUACAAGUGGAUCAAGCCCGAUGGCACUUUCAACUACGUCCAGAUCCACCUAAAGACCGACCAAGGCAACAAGACCUUCAACAACGAGCAGGCCACCCAGCUGGCGGCCGAAAACCCCGAUUGGCACACCCAGGACCUCUUCGACGCCAUCCAGCGCGGCGAGAACCCUUCCUGGACUUGCUACGUUCAGACUCUCAGCCCCGAGCAGGCGGAGACGUUCCGCUGGAACGUCUUCGACCUGACCAAGGUCUGGCCGCAGAGUGAAGUGCCCCUGCGCCGGUUCGGCAAGUUCACCCUGAACAAGAACCCUGAGAACUACUUCGCCGAGGUCGAGCAGGCCGCCUUCUCCCCCUCCCACAUGGUCCCUGGUGUCGAGCCGUCGGCCGACCCCGUCCUGCAAUCCCGUCUGUUCUCCUACCCCGACACCCACCGCCACCGUCUGGGUGGCAACUACGAGCAGAUCCCCGUCAACUGCCCGCUCCGGGCCUUCAGCCCCUGGCAGCGCGACGGAUACAUGAACGUCAACGGCAACUACGGCGCCAACCCCAAUUACCCCUCCACCUUCCGUCCCUACCGCUAUCAGCCCGUGAAGGCCAGCCAGGAGCAUGAGCACUGGGCUGGCUCCAUCGUCACGGAGCAGCUCCCCAUCACCGCGGACGAUUACGUCCAGGCGAACGGCCUCUGGCAGGUCCUCGGCCGCCAGCCUGGUCAGCAGGAUAAUUUCGUCCAUAACGUCGCUGCUCACCUCUCGGCCGCCCACGAGCGCGUCCGCCAGGCCACCUACGCCAUGUUCAAGAAGGUCAACCCGGACCUAGGUGCUCGCAUCGAGAAGUCCACCGAGGCCAAAGCCACCGGCGUCAAGUCUGCUCGUCUGUAAACUCUGUCUUCCCUGUUGGAAGUGUGAGAAACACUUUCAUGACGUACUGUAUCCUCGCUCUAAAAUGAUACCUCUUG